Gongylonema pulchrum is the source of this 237-nucleotide messenger RNA. Lineage: Eukaryota; Metazoa; Nematoda; Chromadorea; Rhabditida; Gongylonematidae. The record is from the annotation of a GenBank genome assembly.
AUGGAGCGUCCGUGGCGUCAACGCAUGGCUGACGCGGCACGUUUACGCAAUGCACACGGUGACGAGAUUGGUGGUGCAAUACAGGCCACGUUAGCUGCGUCGAGAAGACGUCGAAGCAGUAUUUCAAGCCAAAAUCGUGCCAGCAUUAAUAGCAGUGGUGAUGAACUGCACAACUCACUAAAGGCAUUGAAGAAUUAUAUGGAUGAUCGAACUACGGUUGAUUCUUUAUUGUUUUAA